This is a messenger RNA of Acinonyx jubatus (cheetah), 1746 nucleotides long. It is a transcript of the gene TMEM120B, whose product is annotated as transmembrane protein 120B. The transcript has 12 exons. The coding region runs from base 147 to 1202 and encodes 351 amino acids. Lineage: Eukaryota; Metazoa; Chordata; Mammalia; Carnivora; Felidae. Gene Ontology annotation, cellular component: nuclear inner membrane. Gene Ontology annotation, biological process: fat cell differentiation. The record is from RefSeq and is a predicted model, not a curated record.
CUGUGACGUCAGGUGCGCGCGUGGCUCCGGCUGCGCAGGAACAGCUGGUGUCUCCGAAGGCGGCCGGCGAGCGGACGGGCUGUGGUGCUGGCGGCCAGUGGCGCCACGCUGCGGGAGCCGCCGCCGCCGCCUCGCACCGCCGCACCAUGUCCGGCCAGCUGGAGCGUUGCGAGCGCGAGUGGCAUGAGCUGGAGGGAGAAUUUCAGGAACUGCAGGAAACCCACAGGAUCUACAGGCAGAAGCUGGAGGAGCUGACUUCACUCCAGACUUUAUGUAGUGGCUCUAUCAACAAGCAGAAGACGCGACUAAAGGACUUGAAGCACACACUCCAGAGGUACAAGCACCAUGCGAGUCAGGAGGAGGCAGAGCUCAUCCAGCAGAUGAGUGCCAACAUCAAGGAGCGGCAGAAUGUCUUCUUCGACAUGGAGGCCUACCUGCCCAAGAAGAAUGGGCUCUACUUAAACCUGGUCCUUGGCAAUGUGAAUGUGACCCUUCUCAGCAACCAGGCCAAUUGUGUGACCUUUUCUGGGGGUGUCUAUCAAUGCAGAUUUGCUUACAAGGAUGAGUACGAGAAGUUCAAGCUCUACCUGACCAUCAUCCUGCUCCUAGGUGCUGUGGCGUGUCGAUUUGUCCUUCACUACAGGGUGACUGACGAAGUUUUUAACUUCCUGCUGGUGUGGUAUUACUGCACCCUGACAAUCCGGGAGAGCAUUCUCAUCAGCAAUGGCUCGAGAAUUAAAGGCUGGUGGGUGUCUCACCACUACGUUUCCACGUUCCUCUCUGGAGUGAUGCUGACCUGGCCUAACGGAUUAAUUUAUCAGAAGUUUCGUAAUCAGUUUUUAGCGUUUUCCAUUUUUCAGAGCUGUGUCCAGUUCCUGCAAUAUUAUUACCAGAGGGGCUGCCUCUACAGGCUGCGGGCUCUGGGAGAGAGGAAUCAUCUGGACCUCACGGUGGAAGGGUUCCAGUCCUGGAUGUGGCGGGGCCUCACCUUCCUCCUGCCUUUCCUGUUCUGUGGCCAUUUCUGGCAGCUCUACAAUGCCGUCACGUUGUUUGAGCUCUCCAGCCACGAGGAAUGCAGAGAAUGGCAGGUGUUCGUGUUGGCGCUCACUUUCCUCGUCCUCUUCCUUGGCAAUUUCCUGACCACACUCAAAGUCGUGCACGCGAAACUUCAGAAGAACAGAAACAAAGGGAAGAAGCUGUGAGCCAAGGGACCUGUGCACCCCCAGCCCCUGGGGUUCAAGACUGCAGGGGGUUCCAGCUGGCACCUGGCUGCACCUGAUUUCCUCCCCACAGUGUCCUUGGCCACUGCAGCAGCCACCUCAGGGGCCAGCGCAUCACUGGUAGAAGGGCCAAGGCCCUGGUCCCCGGUGGACAAGAGGAAUGUGGCCCCUGCCCGUCUGCACAAUGUUAGCCUGCUCAGCCUCCCUAUUUAUGACAUAUUUAACACGGGGUCCUCCCGACCGCCCUAGAAUCCGCAGUCUUCCCUCGCUGCCCUCUCACGGCUGAGACUGGGUCAGUCUUCCUGGGCAGGGGCCUAAAGCCUCAGGGAGCCCCUCAGGUUGGGGUUUGGAUGUGCCUCGCUGGAGUGCCGACCUGCUACUUACUGAGUCCCCAGCAGGUGGAAGGAAACCCCUCGGCGUCCUGUGGAGCCUCCCUCCCCGGGGCAAACCGGCAAACCGCUUCCGCUGUAAGCUCUCCCGGCCUCCGCUGCUCCGUGGUGGGGUAUUUAAGUUCUCAGAGAAUCAC